GUGUGCAGCCGUGCAAACAGCAAGAUGGCAGCCUCUGUCAGACAUGAUCUUACACAACUGAUGAAUUCUAGCGGAUCGCAUAAGGAUCUAGCCGGAAAGUACCGUCAAAUAUUAGAAAAAGCACUUCAACUCCCUGGCCCAGAACAACUUGAAGCAUUGAAAGCUUUUGUUGAAGCAAUGGUAAAUGAGAAUGUCAGUUUGGUGAUUUCACGUCAGCUACUCACUGAUUUCUGCACCCACCUCCCCAGUCUGCCUGAUGGCAUUGCUAAGGAAAUCUACCACUUCACCCUGGAGAAGAUCCAACCAAGAGUCAUUUCUUUUGAAGAACAGGUUGCAUCAGUCAGACAGCAUUUGGCAUCCAUUUAUGAGAAAGAAGAGGAUUGGAGAAAUGCUGCUCAAGUGCUAGUGGGAAUACCUUUAGAAACAGGACAAAAACAAUACAAUGCAGACUAUAAGUUAGAGACUUACUUGAAAAUUGCCAGGCUGUACUUGGAAGAUGAUGACCCAGUACAGGCAGAAGCCUAUAUUAACAGGGCGUCACUUUUGCAGAAUGAUUCAACCAAUAAACAGCUUCAAAUCCAUUAUAAGGUGUGUUAUGCCCGUGUGCUUGAAUACAGGAGAAAAUUCAUAGAAGCUGCUCAGCGAUACAAUGAGCUCUCAUACAAAAGUAUAGUGCAUGAAAGUGAGAGGAUGGAGGCAUUAAAACACGCCCUACACUGCACUAUACUAGCUUCUGCAGGUCAACAGCGUUCUCGAAUGUUGGCUACUUUGUUUAAGGAUGAGCGAUGCCAGCAGCUGGCAGCCUAUGGAAUCCUGGAGAAGAUGUACCUGGACAGGAUUAUAAGGGGAAAUCAGCUUCAGGAGUUUGCUGCUAUGCUCAUGCCACAUCAGAAAGCUACAACUGGAGAUGGUUCUAGUAUUUUAGACAGAGCUGUGAUUGAGCACAACUUGUUAUCAGCAAGCAAGCUUUACAAUAAUAUUACAUUUGAGGAACUUGGAGCUUUGUUAGAAAUUCCAGCUGCUAAGGCAGAAAAAAUAGCUGAUGAUUACAGAGGGACGAAUGAAUGGAUUUAUUGACCAGAUUGAUGGGAUUGUUCAUUUUGAAAAUUUAUUUAUCUCCUAUUUGGUGGAAUUGUUUUAUCGUGUGUUUCCAUGGGACCAUAUUCAGUAAUCAUCUUUAUCCCAGUCCUGGC
Molecule: messenger RNA, 1193 nt
Organism: Xenopus laevis (African clawed frog)
Lineage: Eukaryota; Metazoa; Chordata; Amphibia; Anura; Pipidae
Gene: cops4.S
Product: COP9 signalosome complex subunit 4-like
Exons: 10
Coding region: 25-1077 (350 amino acids)
Source: RefSeq, a predicted model, not a curated record